Molecule: messenger RNA, 815 nt
Organism: Phlebotomus argentipes
Lineage: Eukaryota; Metazoa; Arthropoda; Insecta; Diptera; Psychodidae
Exons: 4
Coding region: 133-705 (190 amino acids)
Cellular component (GO): lysosomal membrane
Source: RefSeq, a predicted model, not a curated record
UGACUGGGAGCGGAACAAAGAGGUGGACUGUCAGAUUGCAAACAAGAAGAUUUUCACGAAAAUCGUAUUUUUGCGAAUUUCGCUGAAUUCCACCACAAUUCCCAAGUGAGAGUCAAUGUGAAUCGUGCAGAAAUGUGGCUGAAAGUCUUUUCCAUUGCCCUUGUGGCAUUUCUCAUCGUGGGCGUUGAGGCUCAAUCUUAUGAGGACAAGAGAUGCAAGUGCAUCUGCCCGAGUGUCUCGUCAGUGCUAAACAAUACAGAUGACACGAAUAGAAUGCUCAUCAUCGACAAUGUUCCGCCAACAAAAUGCAACUGCGACGGUGUGAUUCUGCCGCGGAUCGGCGACAAGAUCAAGGGCAAGGAGCAGGAGUUCUGUCCGCGGUGUGAGUGCAAGAACGAGAUUCGCAACACAACAAUCAUCAAGGUUGUGGUAAUCAUCGUGAUCUGGAUCAUCUCGCUGCUCUCCUGCUACAUGCUAUUCCUCUCGUGUCUGGAUCCGUUGCUCAACAAACGCGUAAAGGCCAACUACCAAGAGCACACCAAUGAAGAUGAGGAAUCUACCAGCACCCCUUCGUCUUCCUCGCAUCCCAUGGGUGUUCGCAGCACGAACAUGCUGAACAGGGUCGGCCACCAGCAGGACAAGUGGAAGCGCCAAGUCCGAGAGCAGCGCAGGAACAUUUACGAUCGCCACACGAUGCUUAACUGAAGCUUCAACCGUGCGUUAAUCUUAAUAAUUGGCAAGUAAUUUGAUACAUUUAUCUCCCUUAUCUCUGUAAAAGACUCCUUGUAAGUGAUAAUAGAAAGGACACCAAUGUA